Epinephelus lanceolatus (giant grouper) is the source of this 1918-nucleotide messenger RNA. RefSeq names its product E3 ubiquitin-protein ligase TRIM21-like. Gene Ontology annotation, molecular function: zinc ion binding; protein binding. NCBI's taxonomy places the organism in Eukaryota, Metazoa, Chordata, Actinopteri, Perciformes, Serranidae. The record is from RefSeq and is a predicted model, not a curated record.
CUGCUGGGAACACAUCUGUUAAGGAGUAUCCGUCAGUAGCCCCAACCAGAAACAUGGCCUUCGCAUUGUCCGAGGAUCAGUUUCGGUGCAGCAUCUGUCUGGACAUCUUCAAUAACCCUGUCUCUAUCCCAUGUGGGCACAACUUCUGCCGGGGAUGCAUCAAACGCUUCUGGGAUACCAGACAUAUGUGUGCGUGUCCACUGUGCAAAGAGAACUUCGAAACCCGUCCAGAACUCAGGAUCAACAUAGACCUAAAAGACAUCACUGAGAAAUUUAAAGGGUCUUUGGAGGGCAAGCCACCUUACAAGCCUGCCCCACCAAAGAGGAUUUUCCCAAAACAAAUUUCUUUUGAAGUUUUCUGUGAUGUCUGCCAUGAGACCGUUAUGGCGGCCAAGUCGUGCCUCGUCUGCCAGGUGUCUUACUGUGAAGUUCACCUGACGCCUCAUCUAAGGGAUCCGAUUUUGACGAAGCACAGACUGACAGAUCCGGCCACCUUUGUCACUAGUCACCUCUGCAGAAGUCACAACAAGCUCCUGGAUAUGUUUUGCAAAAGGGAACAGAUACCUGUCUGUAUGCAAUGCAGAGAGAGCAUCCACAGACACCAUCAGAUCGUCCCGCUUGAGAAGGAGAGCAGGAGAAUCAAGACUCAGUUGAAGAUGGUCGAAGCUGAGUAUCAGCAGAUGGUCAAAGACAGACUCAAAAAGCUUGCAGAGAUCAAGACCUUGGGGGAGCUGAGCAAAACAAAUAAUGAACAAGAGAUACAAACAAGCAUUGAAGUCGCCACCACGGUGAUAAGCAUCAUUGAGAAAAACCAGGCUUCGCUCAUUGAGGAGAUCGAGCACAAACGGUCGGCGGCUGAGAGGGAGGAGGAAGAGCUUGUCAAUGAGCUCGGGCGGGAAAUCAAUGAAUUGCAGGGGAGACAAAGUGAGCUGCAACACCUUGAGCAAACCGAUGACCCUCUUCAUCUCCUGCAGAGUUUCCCCUCUCUGACUGCUCCACUGUUCACCAAAGACUGGUCCCGGGUCAGUGUCCAGUCGGACGGCUGCAUAGGGACAGUGAGGAGAGCAUUCUCCAAGCUGGUGGACGUGUGCCAGCAACUUGAAAAGAAACUGUCUGCAGACGAAAUUAGGAAGGCAACUCGGUAUGCAGUGGAUGUGUCUCUGGAUCCAGUGACUGCCUCGGGUUGGCUGUGUCUGUCCCCAGAUGGGAAACAGGUGAGCCUCAGCCUCCAGCAGAAGAAACCCUCCCCCCCUGAUGACCCCCGCAGGUUCGACUCCUGCGUCUCCGUCUUGGGGAAACAAAGCUUCACGUCUGGGAAAAGUUACUGGGUGGUUCAGGUUGGAGAUAAAACAGACUGGGAUCUCGGCGUGGCCAAGGAGUCCAUCAACAGGAAGGGGUCCAUCACAGUGUGUCCUGACAACGGUUACUGGGCGAUCUGCCGACGAAAAGGCGGCAGCCUCAGCGCCUGCGCCGGCCCCUCCGUCACACUCCACCUCCAGGAACCCCCCCAGAAAGUCGGCGUCUUCCUGGACUACAAUGAAGGAAUGGUGUCCUUCUACGACGCAGAAGCAAAGACUCACAUUUACACUUACAGCGGGUGCAACUUCACUGAGCCACUAUAUCCGUAUUUGAACCCCUGUCUCCAUGACAACGGGAAGAACACCGCCCCGCUGAUUAUCUGUCCUGUUGAGGUUGGGCUCGCUGACGAGAUUGACAGAUUUUGAAAGGGAAACUCAGGGCUUGUUUGGACGGCAAAGUCAACGCACAUUUCCUUAUCUGUCGUGCAUAUACAGGUUAUUACAUCACCGCUGUCCAAAGGUCAGAUAGGUACCCUCUUACCCUGAUGCCCCUCUAACCAACAGUUAACAUUUGGAGUUCUACAACAAUCCUGUUUUAACAUGUUAUGUUUCUGUAUAUA